CAAAUUACAAAAACACUCUUGGGCAUGAUUCACCCUCUUAGGAAGAAUCAAUGAGUUUUUACCUUUCCCUUUUUUUGUUCACAGUUUCAAGAUUCUGAGAAAAAUGAACAAGACCAACUUCACCAGACUCUUUCAUUCCACUCAUCACUUGCAACGCAAAGCUCACACCUUUCGGGAAUCCAGAUGCAACGAUCACUCGAGAAGAUUCGGAAGACUUCGUGCCAAACAAACACUGCUCCGCGAUGUCAAUGCUUACGCGCAAUUCAUGUUUCCGAGUGGGAAAGAAGAUGUCGAUGAGGAUGAUCCUUCUCCCAGUCAAGGCCCGUCCUGGUUCAGAAAACACUCUGGAAGGCACUGGAAUGGCAAACAAAGAUCAAAACAUCGGUUCAGAAGAGGUCAUGAAUUUUGCAAAGAUGAUUUUGAUGUUGAGACUGGUUUUCGCUCUUCCUUCGGUGGCAAUGGAUCUUUCUAUUGGUCCUUUAUAAAUGAGGAGAAUCGUCAGAAGAGGUCAGGAGGUUUUUCUAAUAACAGGAAAUCUCAGAAGUGGAGACAUCAAAGUGAAAAUGAAUAUGGCAAAUCAACCAAAGCAGAGUCUGAUUGUUCACACUCAGAUGUAGUUUCAUAUAGAUUAGCCCUUGGAUUGAGUGAUUCUGGCCCUCUGAAACUUGAAGAUGUGAAAAAUGCGUACCGCAUAUCUGCUUUAAAGUGGCAUCCAGAUCGUCAUCAAGGCUUUUCUAAGGUUAUAGCAGAGGAAAGGUUCAAGCAUUGCAGUGCUGCUUAUCAAUCUUUGUGUGAUAAACUGACCUUGUAUUAGGGAAAAAUCAACCAGAGUUACAUUCAUGAGACAUGCCAUAGUCUGUCAUCAUCAUUGUAGUUGAGUUGUCAGCAUGGUCCUUUUCUUCUACCUCAAAAUAAUGCUGAUUAUUUAUUAUUGAGAGAAACCUGUCAUUUUAAGAAAAAAAAAUAGAGAAAUAUCACUUGUGG
Molecule: messenger RNA, 984 nt
Organism: Vigna umbellata (rice bean)
Lineage: Eukaryota; Viridiplantae; Streptophyta; Magnoliopsida; Fabales; Fabaceae
Source: RefSeq, a predicted model, not a curated record